AUGCCGUCACGAGCUCCGCUCACAACUCAACGACAACUCAGGAUCUUCGGCCAGGAGUACUCUUGGCUACCAGCCGAGCAUUCCUGCUACGGCCAGGCCAGACACCUCACCAGAAUCGCCUGCUCCUCGAUCCUGGCUCCGAAGUCUCACUCAUCACCAAUCAUCUCGUCCAUCAAAGUUGAGGCUUACAUCCUCAACGUACUCACGUCAUUGUUACCGACGUUUGCAUCGGAACAUGGCCAAUGGGACCACCUCAGAGGUUUAGAACUCUCUGAUCCAGAAUUCCUCACCCCAGCGCCCGUUGACGUGAUCCUCGGUGCUGAUAUCUAUGGGCAACUGAUCCUUCCAGACAUCCGCACAGCUGGGGCUAGCUCACCGACCGCUCAACUUACUCAACUCGGCUGGAUAGUUUUCGGACCAACUGGUGGAACCGAACUAACGCUCCAGGCCAACACUCACUUGGCGAUCACCAACGAUGAUCUCAAUAAUCUCCUCACCAAGUUUUGGGUUCAGGAAGAAAUCCCUGAAUCAUCUCCAGCUUCACUCUCGGAUGAAGAAGCUCAGUGUGAAGCUCAUUUCCGUCUGACUCACACAAGGGACUCAUCAGGACGGUACAUCGUGCGGCUACCUCUGAAGGCUCCAACAUCAUCGCUUGGAGACACUCGAUCAUCUGCUCUAGCCUGCCUACACCGACUCCACCGGAAGUUCUCCAAGAACGAGUCCUACAGACAACUCUACACGGACUUCCUGAAAGAAUACGAGGAUCUUGGCCACAUGCGCCGAGUCUCAAGCCAGCUCAUGGGACGUUGCAUGACCACCGAGAUGACCUUAGCACAUGAAACUUCGGCUUCAGGAGGGUUGAGGGUCUCGGAGGGUCUUCAACCGACCGAAGUUCACGGCUCACCGGAAUUCUUUUUCCCACAUCAUGGAGUGCUCAGAGCAGACAGCGAAACCACCAAACUCAGAGUGGUUUUCAACGGCUCACAUAGUUCCAGCUCAGGUCAAUCAUUGAACGACCUCAUGCACACAGGAGCCAAGCUGCAAAAGGACAUCUCUGACGUGCUGCUCUAUUCUCGCAAGCACAGACUCAUAUUUAUGACUGACAUCACCAAGAUGUUCCGUCAAAUACGUGUACAUGAGGACGACUGGCCACUCCAGCAAAUACUCUGGACAGACUCAACUGGCAACAUCUCCACGUACCAGCUCACCACAGUCACGUAUGGAACUCGCUCAGCUCCCUUCCUCGCUGUGCGUGUCCUCGCACAACUCGUCGAGGAUGAUGGAUCGAGAUACCCCCUCGCAGUAAAGCCAAUCACCAGAGGAAGAUACGUGGACGACAUCUGCGGUGGUGCUGACUCCGCACAGGAUCUAAUUGACACGGCUAACCAACUCACUAGCCUCUGUCUGUCAGGAGGAUUUCCACUAGCCAAGUGGCACUCCAACAGCUCCGAGUUACUCGACGCUGUCUCUACUGAUCGUACUCUUCAAGGCACUCGCAUCAUAGAUGGCUCACUCACCAAGAUCCUGGGGGUCUCCUGGAAUCCAAGUACUGACCACUUCAACUUCGCAGUAACUUCACCAGGGGAGAGCUCCAUCUCCAAGAGGAUCAUCCUAUCCGAGACGGCUCAGCUGUUCGACCCACUUGGGUUCUUAGCUCCGGUGGUAGUUCGAGCCAAAAUCCUCCUCCAAUCGCUUUGGAUCGAGAAACUGGGAUGGGACGAACCCGUCCCCGCACUCACGGCUCAACGCUGGCGACAGUUCAGACAGGAACUUAGCCAGCUCUCACACGUCUCCAUACCACGAUGGCUUGGACUACUUAAGGACUCAACCGUGGAGAUCCACGGCUUCUCCGACGCUUCCCAGUUGGCCAUGUCAGCCGUGUUGUACCUGAAGGUGUUCAACACACAUCAACCACCUCAGAUCACCCUCGUCUGCUCCAAAACCAAGGUAGCACCACUCAAGCGAGUGACAAUACCGCGACUGGAACUUACCGCAGCGCUGCUACUUGCCAAACUCACCAAGUACGUCCAGGAGCAACUCAACAUCUCCAAUGCUUCCACCUACCUCUGGACCGACUCGUCGGUGACGUUUACCUGGAUCAGCCAUCAUCCUUCUAGAUGGAAGCAAUUCGUUAGAAACCGAGUCUCGCUCAUCCAGGAACUCACUCAUCAAACACAUUGGAGAUUGAUCCCAGGCAAGGACAACCCAGCAGACUGCGCAUCAAGAGGACUAUCAGCUGCUCAGCUGGUAUCUCACAAGCUUUGGUGGCAAGGACCACCAUGGCUUAAGGACUCUAUCACGUCAUGGCCCUCACACACUCUCGAAAAGGAUCUUCCAGCAGACCUGGAAGAAAAACCUGGAGCCCUGCUUCUCACCGCUACUCAUCCGCCAGCUCUUUGGGAUCUCAUUGAUAAAUACUCAUCAACAGAUCGACUGUUCAGAGUUACAGCGAUCUGCAAGCGGUUCAUCGCACGACUCAGGAGGACUCCAGCAUCAUCGCUCUACUACCCACUCACCCAUGACGACAUUAAUGAGGCUAGAUCCUUCUGGAUCAAAGUCACUCAGGCAGCGUACCUCAAAGCUGAGCUCCGGACAAUUUCACGUGGUGAGCAAUUUACCAAAUCUCAUCCGCUCACCAAGCUCACCCCCUUUAUCGAUCACCAGGGGAUACUACGUGUUGGAGGGAGGCUUCGACACGCUCAUCUGAACCCUGAGAGCAAGAAUCAGGUCAUCUUGCCCAAGAACUCCACCCUGGCUCAACUAUUGAUAGCCCAAGCUCACCUCAAGACGUUCCACGGAGGGACGCAACUCACCCUCAGACAACUCCGGAGCAGGUACUGGGUCCUCGGAUGCCGAGCACCCGUACGCUCAUUUAUCCUCAAGUGCGUCACCUGCACCAGAUACCGUGGAAUUCGAGCUCAACAACUCAUGGGCCAGCUACCACCAUCCAGACUCACUCCUGGCCGCGCAUUCCUCAACACUGGUGUUGACUAUGCCGGCCCAGUAGCUCUGCGAUCCUGGAAAGGCCGGGGUCAUAAGUCAUACAAGGGCUGGUUGGCCAUCUUCGUCUGCAUGGCCACAUCAGCAGUUCACCUGGAGGUGGUCUCAGACUACUCAGCGGAAGGAUUUAUCGCCGCAUAUCGACGCUUCGUCAGCCGUCGCGGAAUAGCUCGGGCCCUCUUCAGCGACUGCGGAACUACCUUCGUUGGCGCUGAUAAGGAACUCCAGAAAAUGUUCUCGGCGGGAUCCACGCAGUCAAGGCAACUAGCUCAGCUGCUGCUCAACGACGGAACUCAUUGGUCAUUCAAUCCUCCGAGUGCACCUCACUUCGGAGGAAAAUGGGAGGCCGCCGUAAAGUCGGUAAAAUUCCACCUUACCCGAGCCAUUGGGAAUGACCUCCUCACCUUCGAGGAACUCACCACACUGCUUACCCAAAUCGAAGCAGUCCUCAACUCGAGACCUCUGGAACCCCUCACCGAUGAUCCGGAAGACCUCUCAGCGUCAACUCCAGGACAUUUCCUCAUAGGACAGGCUCCAACGACUCUACCAGAACCAGCUCUAGACGACUCCAAUCUCGCCAGGCUCACUCGAUGGCAGCUCAUUCAGAGCAAACUACAAGGGUUCUGGAAGCAUUGGUCCACUGGAUACCUUCAACGACUACAAGCUACCCACAAGUGGCACCACGCCAAUCAUGAAAUUCAAGUGGGCUCAUUGGUACUCCUCACUGACGAGAGGUUCCCCCCCAGCAAGUGGCCUCUUGCUCGUGUCAUAGCCCUUCAUCCAGGACAAGAUGGACUCACCAGGAUCGUGACCAUCAGGACUUCUCAGGCAACGCUCACGAGACCAAUCGCUAAACUGGUCACUCUGCCCAUCACGUCAACCUCACAGAAUCAGGACUCAGCGCGGCCCCUCGGACCGUGCAUCGUCAACCGCGACGGCCCUACAACCCAGACCAACCGGCGAUGUCCAGUGCGAGGAUCAGCCAGAGAAUUUAAUCAUGCAACACCAGUUGCUGAUUCGUCGGGGAGAAUGUUGGAAAUCCAGCUAAACGAUGGCCUCCCGUCCCCCGCACCCCCCGAACUCAUGAGCGCUCGACCCCUGGCCAAAACAACCCGCUGUUGCCAGGGGGUCAAUUGGCAUUUUUGCCUAUCCGAGGCGCCACUUUCCGGACGGAUUGACCCCGGAAACACGCCCUUCAACCAAUCAGAGGGGUCACGUGUCAAUCAAUCUAGAUCCUUCUCGACCGUGACCUCUCCGAAAAUCGCUCUCUCACCGUUUGGACUCCGUUGCGACAACAAGUACCACAUUGUGCUCUCGUCAACCUACAACGAAACCCAAACGUGUUUCAACUCUCGAUUCCUAAAAUUGCGAGUAUCUCAAUAG
Molecule: messenger RNA, 4383 nt
Organism: Diachasmimorpha longicaudata
Lineage: Eukaryota; Metazoa; Arthropoda; Insecta; Hymenoptera; Braconidae
Exons: 3
Coding region: 1-4383 (1460 amino acids)
Biological process (GO): DNA integration
Molecular function (GO): nucleic acid binding
Source: RefSeq, a predicted model, not a curated record